CUUGAGAGUACAGAGGUGAGCAGCACAGAUCAAGUCCCAAGCGCUUGUAUGCAUUCCAGUAGGUGGACAUGGGCGAGAGACACCAACCGAUGGAGGCCUGAACAGAUUGCCAUGUCGGCGAUGGACUCAGAACUAUAUGAAACUAUCUUAAAGCACUCUUACAUGUCUGUCACUGAUGGACCUGAGGAUCAGAGAGGCUAAGGAGCUGGCCAAGAGGCACACCGCACCAAGUGGUGAAUCAAGGAUCCAUCUACCUUCGGAGUCCCCAGGUUUCUUCACUAACAUUCUGGGGGCCUUACAGAAAGAAGCCUACGUGGGCGGCUGCUGGAGACUGAGACCUGGCAGCCAGUGCGGAGGUUCCUAAGGAAAGCACUGCACCAUCUGCUGUCAGGUCACCCAACAGCAACACCUGGAAAUCUUGGGUCCUCUGAUGGCUUUCACCAUCAUCACUGUCGUGAUUGUGGGUCACUGGUAUGGUGCGUGGCUUGACAGUUACUGAAAACUUGUACAGCCUUGCUUUUAUUUGAACUUACAGCGCCCCGCAGAUGUUAUUCUGCCCGUUUUGCAGAUGAACAAAAUGAAACGCAGAGAAAUCCUUUCUCCAGGAACCCUUCCUUCGGAGCGCAGAGCUCCAGGGGCAGCCCCUCUGAGGGCUGGGGUGGGAGGGUAUGGGGCAGGCUUCAUCCCGGGCAGCGAGGGGCCCUGCCAAACAUUUGUGGGUGUGAGUGAGGUGAGGGAGGAAGAAGCCAGGCCGAGUGGAUUACUGAGCAUUUGAACUCAGCCUCAGAACAGCAAAUAUUGAUUCAAGAAGCUGCCCAAAGAAGCUGACAUUUUUACAGUCAACAAAUAAAACCAAGCCCCUCCCAGCCCCCUUCAUCAAAGGCCCUUUCUCUCUGCAGCUGCCAGGGCACAUUUGUCAUCUGUGCCUGGGAAGAGGAGGAAGGGCUGGUGGGAAAUGUCCACAGGGGCCUGGCUGAUGUCAGCACUUCACCUUUAGAGAGAACUGAGAGCCCCAGGCCCCAGGGGUGGGACCUCGGGGAGCCAGGCAGCCAGCCUAACAGGUGCCAGAGUCCCUUGGGGCAGAGCAGAGCCUGGCACCUGAGUCCCCAAAGACAACAGACACGCCUCCCACACAGCUUCCUCCUGUGGUGGCUCCUUGGCUGGUUAGCCUGCCCAGUGCCCCUCAUUCACGGACUGGGAAGCUGAGGCCCAUAGAGAUAAAUGGCUCUCCAAGGUAAAUAGCAAGAGAACAGUGAGGUUUGCGCAGCUCCUUGGUGUCAAGGCAUAGGGGAGGCUCAGCUCUCACUAAGCUGAAAAUGAGAGGCAGCCACCUGGUGGAUGACGGUCCCUGCCUUCCUGGCUCUGCCUCCGUGACCCGAAGCCUGGCCUUCAUACCCUGCUCAGACAGGUCCCUCCACCUGGACUCCCCAAACCCUUUUGGGGUACUGCUCAUCAUUCAUGCCUUGCUCACUUGUCACCUCUUGAGGAAAUCUUCUGAAUGCCCCCCCAUCCUGCCCCCCUCCCCCGCGACCUGCACCUGCACCUGUACCUUUGGGGGGCAGAAUCACUGCCUCUCCCCCAGUGCUCCCCGGAAGCAUGGGCUGCUCCUGGCCUUGUCCGCCAGCGCCUGUUUCCCCUUGGGUGGGCCAUCCCUUGGGUACUCAUUUCUCGGUCCUUCCAAGCCAGACACUCCAUUAAGGGCAGGAGGUGUGCUUGGUCCACUCCUGUCACCCAAAAGAGCCUAGAAAAGUGCCUGGCACUGGGCAGGCGCUCAAUCAGUGCCCGUGGGAUCGAAUUAGAAGUAUCGAAGAUAAGCAGCGAAGAAGCCAGAGAAGGGAAUCCCGCUGCAUCUGGACCGGGAAGGAAGGUGCCUCGGCCCAGGCAGGUGCACCUCAGGACGGAGGCUUCUGCCUUUCAUGGCUUUACUUGCCCUCCUCAUCACCUGGGGGCUGAGCUUAGUUUCCCGGCCAGUCCCCAUCAGCCGCUGGGAAGGCAGAGGCUGAAGAGCUCGCAGCCCUGCGCUCUGCCUGGAGCUUCUGGAGCAUGUCAGGGAACCCCAGAGGCCUUUCCACUUGCUGCCCGACCGGUGGGCCAGCCUCUGAGCUGCUGCCCCAGUGUCCACGGUUUUGGACUCAAGGCGGUCAAGGACAGUUCUUCUCAGGACGGGUCCCAGGCAUUGCUGCAGAGGAAGCUGUGCAGCCAUCCCUGCGGCUCCCCAAGGCUCUCCACCUUCUGGGCCGGGGGGAGGUUGAGACUGGCCCCUGUGGUUGGGUGUGAGCCUGGCGCCAGUUCAGGGCAGAAGCGGCACAGACCCCUCCUGAGAUGGACAUGCCAGUGGUCUAGCUCAUCACUCACAGGACCCCACGAGGCUGAGGCCACCCAGGGACCAGUAGGGGGGCAGCGGUGCCACACCCUCCACACCAGACCUCCAUACCCGGGUGUCCAAGGCAAGUGCCCCACAUGUCACCAUCUCCUAGACAGCGGGGAGGGGAGGGAGGGCUUGCAGGCCUGCAGCUGUUUUCAGCAAGGGACCCAGGGGUCUUUCUGUUCACUUUGGUCAGCUUGAGCUUGGCCACGUGGCCACGUCCACCGCACAGGAACAUGGGAAGUGGAGUUUCUGGCACAGCGGCCAUGUGCCAGCUCAAAGGCCGCAAAGUUGUUGUGAUCCAAGUAAAAGAGGGCGUGUGGAUCCCGGGGAUCCUCACUCACCAAAGGGCUCUCCCAGUGUCUGGGGCUCCCGGGCAGAUCCUGGGUGCCCAAGCCCGACCGCCAGCCUGCUGGCCCCGGGGACCUUCCCUCUCCACUGGCCACCUGCCUCCCAGCUCAGAAUGACCUUGGGCAAAACCUGUCUGUUCCCAGGGCUUCCUUUUCCACAUCUGGAAAAGACGAGACCCAGACCAGCGAUCACGGGGCUUCCUUCCAGCACUGACCUUUGACAACCAUGGUCAUGGGCAAGUUCUUUAACCUCUUGGGGUUUCAAUUUCCUUAUCUGGAAGAGAGAUAAAAAUAGUUCUCACCUCUGAGGGCUGUUAGGAAAUCGUCUAGGGUCGUUCCUGUCAUGUAAGACAUAAGACAUAACCA
Molecule: messenger RNA, 3081 nt
Organism: Nyctereutes procyonoides (raccoon dog)
Lineage: Eukaryota; Metazoa; Chordata; Mammalia; Carnivora; Canidae
Exons: 3
Coding region: 1499-2566 (355 amino acids)
Source: RefSeq, a predicted model, not a curated record